AUGCAGCAACGACUAUCUGCGGUUGAAUCGCUGCGCUUCCAAGUGCCGUAUGUCGCAUUUGGAUCAAGGCAACAGACUUACGAAGCGCUGUUGCAUUCCUACCCUGAAAGCACCGCUCCUCCAGAACAACCCACCCCUUCUCACCAGCCCAGGUUUUUUACUUGGGUAACUAACAAUGGAUACGGCGCCCGACAUGCUUCUGAUCCAGCCCCGUUCUCUCUCUGGGAUGAUCAUGUACACGAUUUCCGCUUUCCUACACCUGAAGAAAGGAAGUGGAUUUCCGAUGCCUUCCGUGCGGAAAGUGUGACCUACAGCUGGCCAGAUAUCAUCAUUGAAAUCCAUUAUCCCCCAAAUCCAAUCCCUUUAACGGUGGCAUGCGUUGCGGUAUCGUUUAUCCCUGCCGGAUCUAAUUGGCCACUUGACAACGAACACCGAUUACAGCAACCCGAGGCUGGCUGA
Penicillium robsamsonii is the source of this 459-nucleotide messenger RNA. RefSeq lists its product as uncharacterized. The transcript has a single exon. The record is from RefSeq and is a predicted model, not a curated record. NCBI's taxonomy places the organism in Eukaryota, Fungi, Ascomycota, Eurotiomycetes, Eurotiales, Aspergillaceae. The coding region runs from base 1 to 459 and encodes 152 amino acids.